AGAGAAAUACGGACGCACCGAACUGGAGAGGCGCGUGUACGCACUCGGAGGAGCGAUGCUGAUCGGCUCGUCGGCUCCGGGCGGCCCCCUCCUCGCCUCCCUGCCUGUCCCGGGGCGACCGCUACAGCCUCAGUUGGACAUCAAGCACCUCCUGCCCUUCAGGUUAAAUGGAUCCUCUCCACUCAGCCUCUUCCCCAACUUCAACACGAUGGACCCGGUGCAGAAAGCGGUGAUCAACCACACGUUUGGCGUUCCUCAACCUCUUAAGAAGAAGCAAAUUAUCUCCUGCAACAUUUGCCACCUGCGUUUCAACUCAACGAACCAAGCCGAAGCCCAUUACAAAGGCCACAAACAUGCAAGGAAGCUCAAAGCCAUGGAGGCGCAGAAGAACCGCCAGAAGAGGGCAGCAGAGGGUCUGUCCACGGGACGGGACAGAGAGCGAGACAGGGACCGAGGGAAGACCAUCGCUGCCGAAACAACUCUACAGAUGCACAUGGAGACAAGCUUAGAGACCACAAAUCUUCAGUCUGAUCUGGAGCCAGUGACUUUGGACAUCAAGAUGGAGGAGAGUCCGAAGAGCUCAGUGAUGCUAACACCAGAAUCUGAAGCUUCAUCUGUGGACCUGGUCACUCUUUCUCCUCCUCAAAUCUCCCCCUCGUAUCAGCUCUCAGAGACGGCCUCAGACACCAGCGCUCCCGAAGGGCAGGAGGUGGAGGACACGAUGGAUCCAAGCAGCCAGGGGGAGUCGUCGAGCACAACUGAGGAGACGCAAACGGAUGAGGAAAACAAGAAGAGCAAAUCGCAUCUCCACUGUCCAGUCUGUAAAGUCACCGUCAACUCCACCUCGCAACUGGAAGCACACAACAGUGGUACAAAGCACAAGCUGAUGCUGGAGGGACAGAGUGUGCAGCCCCGGAGGAGAGGGAAGGUGAUGUCUGCUCGGGCCGGCUGCAAGAGCAAAAGGCUGGGCACCAAAGGCAGUGUGGGCGUCCCCAGCAAGAACUACCAGUGUGAAGUCUGUGAGAUCUCUGUCAACUCUGAGACACAGCUGAGCCAGCACAUGAACAGCAGAAGGCACAAGGAUCGACUGGCUGGAAAACCUCCCAAACCCAAAUUUACACCUCACAGCAAGACCCAGGCCAGCUCCAGCUUAGCGACCAAGCUGGCGUUGCAGAAGCAGUUGACCAAGAGCCUGACCACGUCCGGUUUCCUGCCCAGCCCGCUGUCCCCGCCCCCUACUUUGUGCACCGUGGCAACCACCAAUCCCCUGGCUCUGCGUCACUCGGUGGGCGCCGCGGCAACCACCAACCCCCUGGCCCUGCGUCAGCCAAUGGGCACCGCCGCCUUCAUCCAGACGCCCUUCCUAAGCCCCGCCCUCUUUAGACCCGCCCCCGGACCUCUGCGCGCCACCCACACGCCAAUCAUCUUUUCCCCGUAUUAAGAAGACUGGUGUGCGCUCCACCUGUUUCCACUAUGGGGGUAUGGCAUGGGUUGGGUUAGCAUGGGGCAGUUGGCACACGACAUCAUGUGACAGGAAGUAGGUGAAAAUGUAAAGCAGGUAAACAAACGCUCCAAUCUAAGUGUAGGUCUGGUACAGGACAUGUCCCAAACGAUCAUUUAAUAUGUUAAUUUUAAUUUGAGCUGUCUAUUUACUUACUUAAUAAUAAAACCUUGAUGUAUAUCCGUGUAAUCCCUCAGUCGUCCAGGUCUGACCCACAGUAAAAAAUAAAUAAUAAAUAAAAUCUGUCAACUGUACAAAAAGUUGUAGGAGUGAAGAUGUCUCACUGCUCAUCCAAGCCGUUUCUACACUGCCUUAUAUCUGUAAGAAGGAAGGAGCUAGCUACACUCAAACUCAAACCACCAAUAGUUUAUUUACAGUUUCUUUUUGUAGGCUAGGUCUAUAGAGCUAUCCUAAAUGUGCACUGUGCCUGAGUUAAAGAAGUAAUUUUUGUUAUGAAAGACAAUCCUUCCUUGAACAAAUGGGGGCUUUAGACAUCAUCUAUCUCCAAUCAAUAACUCCAUCCUCAGACCCAAAUCAAAACUAAGAAAACAAUAGGGCUAGCGAGGAUACUAAUAGGUGUGAAAUCACUCAUUAGGGGCUUGAAUGGCUCUGCUAAGUAGGAUUCAGGCACAGUGCACACUUAGUCUAACUCAAUGGACCUAGCCUACAAAUAAAACUUUAAACAAUAGCUGUUUAGAGUUUUAGUGUAGUUAACUUCUCCCUUCAAAUAGAUAUAAACCAGUGUCCACCAGUAAUCUGAUCAGAACUGAAGAAGUGGCUUGGAUGAGCAGCCAAACGUCCUCACUCCUGCAACUUUUGUCCAGUUGAUAGAUUUGACAUUUUUCUUUCACUAAAAACCUUGAUAUGUUUCAUGGUUUUAUCAGACUAGUAUCACUCUAGUCUUUUCUGAUCUUAAUACGGGAAAUAUCUGGGAAAUUAUGUAGUAUGUUUUAUUAAAUUGUUAAAACCAGAUUAAAAAGGGUGAAUUAAUAAUUAGUAUAACAUUAAACAUAAAAAAAUGUCAAAAUUACCCAAAUCAAGAUUAAUAUACAAAAUGUAAGUCAUUUUAAAGGUGCCAUAUGCUGCUUUUCAUGUGGAGGAUGCACAACCUGAUUGUUUCCUUGGAGAUGUUAUUGCUUUGCCUGGAAUGUUCCAUGGUAUUAUCUUUAUUGUCAUGCAUUUAUUCAAAUACAAGUGUCUUUAUUGCUCAAAAACUUCUCUCUUGAAAAAAAAAUCUUGAAAAGCAAUUGUUACAAAGGGAGGUGUCCACUUUUCACAACUUUAUGGAAAUAGAUAUGUUUAUUGUCAUAAAGUGUAAGAUGGAGACAAGCAGUUGACAGAUCCUACACCAGAAAAGUUCCAUAAUGCACCUUUAAAUAAUGUUUUUGCUACCAGCCCAUGCCGUACCAGACCGGUGCCCAUGCUGUACCAGACCGGUGGAAAAAACCCCUUCCUUCCUAGUGUAACCUCUUAACUAUGCAGCGCUUUGACUUUGGAAAUCCAGAGACAGGACGAGUCUCAAAACUCCAGAGGAGGCCCCAUCAAAAUAAGGCCAAGAUUCCCAUCAUGCCUUGCUUCCUGCUCCUCUGUCGUGACCUUAUAUGGGAGCAGGUCCGGCCUCCAGACAGUGACUGGGAUAAAAGAGGCCAGUUUUAUAGCCAUUACGUGUUGGGGUUCCAGAUAUUAAUGUGUAACUUAUUAGAAAAGCCAAGAUAGAAAACUCUAGAUGUAUGUUUAGUGUGGUUGCCGCCAAAAUAAGGUCCCUUUACUUGAUGCUGUAUUAAGAUUUUUAACUUAUUGUAAGAGGUGAUAAGAACGGUGCUUUUAGAUUAGAGAAGAUCAUUGGAUUUCACACAUGUGUCAACUCGAUUAGGGUUAACGACGUGUCAUCAAGGUCGCUCGGACUGAAAUUGUGCAAUGUUUUCAGAUUUUUCUUUUAAAAAAAUCUAUUUCGUUUUGAUAUGUUCUGGAUCAUAUAAGCUCUUUAAUGGCCUGUAGGUUUAGACACAUUUAUUUUGCUUUAGCUGUAUGCCAUUGUUUUUUAUAGCAAAUAUAUUAUAGCUUUAAUUUGUAUGAAAACACGAGCUAAGAUCAUUUAUCAUUAAAAACAAGACACAUGUUAAGUCUUUGUAAUAUACCAACAGUGAACACAUCCACAACAACUGAAAUGCACCAUUAACACUAUACUAGUUUUCUUUUUUUCUUUUUUUUUUUCUUAGAGAGAUAAAACUUUAUAAUAACUACUCUUUAAGCAUGAAUAGAUCAUUAAGAAUGAUUCAGGCUUUGUAACUACUUCAUUAAUACACUAAUCCUAACUCCAGUGGUAGAUGAAGAACUCUGAAGUAUAUUGUUACUUAAGUAAAAGUACACACAUGGAGGUAAAAACGGAAGUAAAAGUAUCAAAAGUACCAUCAUGAAAAAAAUCUACUGAAGUAAAAGUAUUAAAGUACCCCUUUAAUAAUACUUUAAGAGUGAAAAGUAAAAGUAUUUCACAGAAGUGUUGUUAAUUAGUCAAAGAAAGUGUAAAUGUAGUGAUAUUUAUAAUAAUAUCAAAUCAUAUGAAAAGUACUUUUUACUAUCAGUCCGGUUCAAAAUGUAGUGGAGUAGAAAGUACAGAUACUGCUCUCAAAUGUAGUGAAGUAAAAGUAAAAAGUAUCCACUAUAAAAUGUACUUAAGUAAAAUACAGAUAACUAAAAAUUCUACUUAAGUGCAGUACUUAACUACUUGUUCCCUUCCGUCACUGCUUAACCUCUUCAGUCGUUACUAAACCUGAGUCAUUCUAAUUAAACUAUUUGCUAUGACUUUCUUCAUGCUUUAUUAAAAGUUACUGUUUUUUCCUUUACACAUUUUGACAGUAGACUGGUUUGAACUAUACUAUGUAAGCCACCAGUGUGCUAGUUCACUUUUCAGUAUUUUUUACUCUUUUAUUCAUUUCAAACUCCUUAGACGCAGUGUUAUGCCUGGCUCAUGGACACAACAAGUCGGGAGACGAGCCCGGGUCUUAACAUGCUCAAACACAAAGAUUUAUUUACAAAAGAAGUGGAUGAAUGGAAAUUAAUGAACAAAAGGAAGGCGUGAGGUUGUGAGCAAGACAUACACACAUAUACAGAAGUUCACCUGCCACCCAACGACAG
Messenger RNA from Periophthalmus magnuspinnatus, 4636 nucleotides. RefSeq names its product zinc finger protein 385C (gene znf385c). The coding region runs from base 56 to 1441 and encodes 461 amino acids. NCBI's taxonomy places the organism in Eukaryota, Metazoa, Chordata, Actinopteri, Gobiiformes, Gobiidae. Gene Ontology annotation, molecular function: zinc ion binding; nucleic acid binding. The record is from RefSeq and is a predicted model, not a curated record. Gene Ontology annotation, cellular component: nucleus. The transcript is spliced from 8 exons.